GAUUGGGCCUUGGACAGCCCUGGUCUAGAGGGACAGAGCAGGUCAUUCACGCGCAUGCGCGUGAUCACACGCUGGGGAAGCCGCUUUUCUUGAGUUUGUGUACGCGCAAAUUCAACAUUGUCUGCAUAACAUUUGUUUCCACACGGCUAUAAUAGCAACUCAAAUGCUGCAUUUCAUUAAGAUGGAAAAGGAGCGAAAACCAUAAGGUGGAGGUCAACGCUUUAAAGAGCCAUUUACCGGCUGCGCAAUAUCUAUAAAAAUAACAAACUGAUCUUCUACAUAUUCAUUGUUUGUGUGCGAUAUGAACACUUUCAACACUUUCAAAAAUCGCCACAGUAGGACUGAAGAAACAAUGAGCCAAUUACCCACGAGAAAGAAUUUGGCUUGGCAUCUCUGAGUAAAUGUUUGGGACAACUUCAGGUCCACACCACUCCAGAGGAGCAGAUGGUGUAUGUGUGAGCAGGACGACAAUGAAGAAAAAAGGUUCACACAAGCAUAAGCACAGGCAUUAUGUGGGGUUAAGCAGGUCAAUAGUUCCACCUGUACGAAACAUUGUUGGCUGCAGGAUAAAGCACAAGUGGAAGGAGGAUUGUUACAGUCCAAUAUCACACUGGACUGGGACAGUACUAGACCAGAUUCCAGUAAACCCUUCCCUCUACCUUAUUAAGUAUGAUGGCUUUGAUUGUGUAUAUGGCCUGGAGAUUCUCAGAGAUGACAGGGUUCAAGGUCUUGAGAUCUUCACUGAUAAAAUUGCUCCAUAUCGAAUAAGUGAUGCUCGUCUAGCUGAGCAGAUGUUGGGUCGAGCUGUGGAGCACCAGUUUGAGAUGGACGAUGGAUCAAAGAAUGGCUGGAAAGGGCUGGUGCUUGCCAGAACUCCCAUCAUGCCCACAUGGUUUUUCAUUACUUAUGAGAAGGACCCUGUUCUUUACAUGUACCAACUUCUUGAGGACUAUAAAGAAGGUGACCUUCAAAUUCUCCCAGAGUCAGAAGACCUCACUGAAGUGAAAGAGGCUGGUGAAGCUUUUGAAAGUCUUGUUGGAAAGCAAGUGGAAUAUGCGAGUGAGAAUGGCACACAGAAGACCGGCACAAUUAUUCAUCAGGUUCAGGCUAAGCCAUCCGUCUACUUUAUUAAAUUUGAUGAUGACUAUCACAUCUAUGUUUAUGACAUGGUUUGAGUUUAGACAUUUGGCACUAUGAUACAGUGAACAUUUCUUGCUUUUUAAUGCUGUUUCUCUGAAUGUUUUGCAUAGGAAACCUUUUCAGUUAAUGCUUAAUUUGGCUGUAUAAAAGUUUUGCUGUUGUGAGGCUGCCAUUAAUGUCAUGAAGUCGUUUUCCUAUUAAUUAUUUGUGACAUUGGCUGGUGUCUUGCUUGCUCCCUUGUGGACGUGCAGCCAUCAGCAACUUGAUUGGUUGUUGAUGUUUAUUUUGUUAGUUUUUCAUUUGCUUAAGUAUGUUGCUGCUAUGGUGACUCAUUCUGUCUUUUUGUGCCCUUACACUAAGUAUGUUGUUGCCUUUAUGCAAGGCAUAAAGCAACCAUAUGUGCUGAAUUGUUUUCUAUUAAAGGAAUAAAAAAAUCAAA
Molecule: messenger RNA, 1579 nt
Organism: Pangasianodon hypophthalmus (striped catfish)
Lineage: Eukaryota; Metazoa; Chordata; Actinopteri; Siluriformes; Pangasiidae
Gene: spinb
Product: spindlin b
Exons: 7
Coding region: 402-1175 (257 amino acids)
Biological process (GO): gamete generation
Source: RefSeq, a predicted model, not a curated record